CUUUCUCUCUCUCUUUCCCUUUCUCUCUAUACUUCAACUAUCUUUGUAGUAUAUAAAGAAUAUACUCGUUAAAGGAAAAAGAUAAAAAGAAACUAUUGGCUAAUAUGCAAGCAACAACAGUCUAUUAUACUGCAACUUACCCAUCUCCUUACCCUGAUGCUGAAUCGCAACCAGCUUCUACAACUACCGCUACUACUACUGCUACUGCUACUAACAGUGCUCCUUCAGUUACAUCUAUUCAUACCGCACAGGAUAUGACAAGUGCUCCUAUUGGCAAUGGUAUCAAACGUAAGCAGGUUAAAAAUGCAUGCACCAAUUGCCAAAAGGCUUGUAAAAAAUGUGAUGAUGCUAGACCUUGUCCUCGUUGUAUAAAAUAUGGUAUAGCAGAUACCUGUGUCAAUUCGGUCAGAAAGGAACGUAAAAAAGGGAUCAAGCGUGGACCUUAUAGAAGAAGACAGAAGCAGUCAAGUGAUGGUUCCAAGGAGAUCAAGCCGGAAUUCAAUCCUUCCAACGCCGCUUCAAACACGGGUCCAAACACGACAUCUACAAUCGCCUCACCAUCAGUAGCUGCUGCUGCCCCUGCUACUCCUACACCUGGCCUUGCUGCAUUUGGGUAUCCUCCUAAUCUUAAUCAGUAUGGUCAGCCUUAUGACGCCUAUUAUAGCGUAGCUACUGGUACUACUGCUUCAAGCGCCUCUGGUACACCCACGACCACUGCCUAUUCAAAGGAUCAGAUCAUGCCACAACAAUACGUCUUACCAAUUUAUUCUCCUUAUCCUGUUUUGGUGAGCGGUAAUGGUACUUUAAGUACGAAUGAAAACAAUGAAAAUAACAAUACAGAAAAUGGUAAUCAUCCAUCUCCUUAUCAUCACUAUCAGUUACUUCAACAGACUCUACAAAAUGAAGUUAAAUCAUCGGCUCCUAGUACAACCAAUUCUUCUUUUCCUCCUUCUCCAACAGAACAUCAAGAGGACGACGAUACCUCAAAGUUUGCUCGCUUAACACAGCUCUGCUCUGCUGCACUAAAGGAGAACAAGGCCAUAAACGAGCCUUGCGAACACAAGACAAAUAUUGAAAAGAAAGAUUAAAGCAUAUCUUGUCCACCGUUUAAUAAAUAAAAAGUGAAUUAUGCAAUUUGACAGGUCAACUCCGAUUCUUUACCAGCCAUUUGCUUGAAAGGCACGCAUACUUAAUUCGUAGGCUGUAAAUGUUGCCCCCGCUGCA
Rhizopus microsporus ATCC 52813 is the source of this 1224-nucleotide messenger RNA. RefSeq lists its product as uncharacterized. Gene Ontology annotation, biological process: regulation of DNA-templated transcription. The record is from RefSeq and is a predicted model, not a curated record. NCBI's taxonomy places the organism in Eukaryota, Fungi, Mucoromycota, Mucoromycetes, Mucorales, Rhizopodaceae. Bases 105 to 1088 code for a protein of 327 amino acids. The transcript has 4 exons. Gene Ontology annotation, molecular function: zinc ion binding; DNA-binding transcription factor activity, RNA polymerase II-specific.